AGAAAGAGUUUAAAUGUGGACUGGUUCCUGAACUAAACCGGUAAGUAAACACUGCCUUUUAGAUCAAGAAAACGUCCCUAGAGCAAACCAAUUACUCUUCUCCCGUUUCUCUAGAUUCUCUCUGUCUUUCUCUGCGUGUGUUUUCCGCCAUGUCUACUGAAUCCGCUUCUACUGCAAUCACCCGUAAUCAAGUGGAUCUACUUGACUUCAUAGAUUGGUCUGGAGUUGAAUGUCUCAAUCAAAAUACUUCUCAUUCAGUUGUUAAUGCUCUCAAACAGGGUUAUAGAGAAGAUGAAGGUUUGAAACUAGAGAGUGAUGCUGAUGAACAGCUCUUGAUUUAUAUUCCUUUUACUCAAGUUAUUAAACUUCAUUCCAUGCUCAUCAUUGGCCCUGAAGAAGAUGGUCCCAGGACAGUGAAACUUUUUGCAAACAAGGAGCACAUGGGAUUCAGUAAUGUCAGUGACUAUCCUCCUAGUGACACUGUUGUUUUUACACCAGAGCAUCUUAAGGGAAAGCCAGUAGCCCUCAAGUAUGUUAAGUUCCAGAGCGUUCGCAGCUUGACCAUUUUUAUAGAGGAAAAUCAAGAGGGUGCAGACAUAACACAAGUUCAGAAGAUUGUCCUCUAUGGAUCAACUGUCGAGACAACAGACAUGAAGGGGCUGAAAAAGAUUGAGGAUCAUUAACUUACUACUAUGUUUUUACAGAAAUGAACAGUAGAUCAGAUAAUAUUUUCCAGAAUGUUCAUGAAAAGUUGCAUUGAACAUCGGCUUAAAUGGGUUAAUUGUGGUUAUCACUUGUCACUUUCAUCUUAGUUUUUCUUUUGAAUGCAAAAGGAAAAUCAUUACUGUUAA
Messenger RNA from Papaver somniferum (opium poppy), 851 nucleotides. RefSeq names its product PITH domain-containing protein At3g04780-like. The transcript is spliced from 8 exons. Bases 150 to 683 code for a protein of 177 amino acids. The record is from RefSeq and is a predicted model, not a curated record. Lineage: Eukaryota; Viridiplantae; Streptophyta; Magnoliopsida; Ranunculales; Papaveraceae.